Hymenoscyphus albidus is the source of this 2424-nucleotide messenger RNA. NCBI's taxonomy places the organism in Eukaryota, Fungi, Ascomycota, Leotiomycetes, Helotiales, Helotiaceae. The record is from the annotation of a GenBank genome assembly.
AUGGGUCAACAGAAGAUUUCCAAGACUUUGUAUGAGAAGAUCUUUGACUCUCACAUUGUUUCAAUGAAUGCGAACGGCAAUGCGCUGCUUUACAUUGGUCAGAUAAUAUCCCCCUGUAAAUCGGAAGUAAGCACAGGCUUACAUUCUCAGACCGUCAUCUUAUCCACGAGGUCACGUCACCAGUAAGUUUUACUAAAAGAAACUCCUAAUGUAGAAGAUCCACAUAAGCUGAUAUCAAUCACAUCAUAGCAAGCCUUCGAAAGUCUACGGAUAAAUCGCCGCCACGUUCGUCGAGCAGAUCUUACACUGGCUACGUCAGAUCACAACGUACCUACUACGUCUCGCAAGGAUUUGGAUGAAAACUCAUACAUGCGGGAUGGUCAAUCACGCCUUCAAUGCCGAACCCUAGAGCAGAAUGCUAAAAAGCAUGGAAUCCGGUACUUUGGCUUGAACAGCGCAAACCAGGGUAUUGUGCAUGUCAUUGGGCCUGAAUUGGGAUUUACGUUACCUGGUAUGACAAUUGUUUGUGGGGAUAGCCACACAAGCACACAUGGUGCUUUUGGAGCUCUUGCAUUUGGAAUAGGGACAAGUGAGGUUGAGCAUGUUCUGGCAACACAGACUCUAAUCAGUACUCGACUCAAAAAUAUGAAGGUUCAAGUAGAGGGGCAAUUGUCAUCAUGCGUCACUUCCAAAGACAUCAUACUCUAUACGAUCAAAACCAUCAGCGCUGCAGGAGGUACUGGUAUGGUCAUCGAGUUUUCCGGAAGUACGAUCCGAAGUCUUAGUAUGGAGAGUCGCAUGAGUCUAUGCAACAUGAGUGUCGAGGCCGGAGCGAAAGCUGGACUCAUUUCUCCAGAUCAAACCACGCUAGAAUACCUCAAAGGACGGCCACUUGUUUCUAAGGAUCCUGUCGAAUGGGAAAGAGCAGCAUACUAUUGGUCAACAUUCAAAUCUGACCCGGACGCUAGAUUCGAUGAAGUCGUUCAAAUCGAUGCCACGGACAUUACCCCUCAUGUUACCUGGGGUACCUCGCCUGACCAGGUAGUAUCCAUCACCGACGUCGUUCCUCAUAUAUCGCAAAAUAUGGAUACCAGGGCACGGGAAGCUCACAUUCGGGCCUUGGAGUACAUGAAUCUCCAGCCAGGGACCGCUAUGCACGACAUCAAGAUUGAUAAAGUCUUCAUUGGCUCUUGUACCAAUGCGAGACUCGAGGAUCUUCGUGCCGCCGCUCGAAUUCUUCAGGGUGCAUAUGUCGCGCCCGGAAUCAAAUUAGCCUUGGCCGUGCCUGGUUCUGGACUUGUGAAGGCGGCCGCGGAACGAGAAGGACUCGAUCUCAUAUUCAAAAGAGCGGGGUUUGAAUGGCGAGAGGCGGGAUGUAGCUUAUGUGUCGGCUUGAAUGAAGACAUGCUUCUCCCAACUGAAAGAUGUGCGAGCACUAGCAACAGAAAUUUUGAGGAUAGGCAAGGUGCAGGUGGAAGAACUCAUCUCAUGUCCCCAGUGAUGGCAGCCGCUGCUGCAAUCCAGGGAAGUCUGACCGAUGCGCGAUUGCUUCCACAGGGGCCUUCCAGACCUGUGUUACUUCAUACUGCGGAAAUAAUACUCCCAAUAGUGCCAGAGAUUAGCGACACAGAAGCGAGUGGCGUGGGCAUGUCACUUGAGAAUAACGCCCCUAAGCCACUCGCAGAAGGGUUUUCCAGAAUAUCUACCAGGGAAUCUCAACCAAUCAGCUCAAGUCAAAAGUUUCACGAUUGGAAGGGAAUGAUGGUACCCCUCAACAGGUCCAAUGUAGAUACAGACUGCAUUAUCCCCAAGCAAUUUCUUAAAGCCGUCGGCCGCGAUGGCUUUGAUAAAGGCCUAUUCUAUUAUCUGCGACACCCCAGUCGUAGUGGCGGACCAGAAGAAGAUCCUAGUUUCGCCUUGAAUAAACCUCAAUACACUGGGGCAAGUAUCCUUCUCGUAACAGGAGAGAACUUUGGGUGUGGUAGCUCGCGAGAGCAUGCAGUCUGGGCUUUACAGAGCUGGGGGUUUCGCUGCGUACUGGCACCCAGCUUUGGUGAUAUUUUCUAUAACAACUCAUUUCAGACUGGCCUACUGCCAGUCCGAAUCACCUCAUCCUCUCUUCUCCGAGAAUUGGUUGUUGAAGCGGAAGCAUGUCGAGAGAUUGUAGUGGAUUUAUUGACACAAAAGAUCUAUCGAGGUGAAAAUAAGACUCUUCUUGGGACCUUUUUGGUCGAAGAACACUACCGCAAAGCUUUGCUCUCGGGUUUCGAUAGCAUCUCAAACACCCUACAGUUCAAAGAGGCUAUUGAAAUGUUUGAAGGCCGAGUGAAAGGAGAAACGCCUUGGCUUCAAUCUCUGCCUCUCUUAAAAGAUACCAUGGUGAAAGGAGGAUCCUUUGGCAAGAAGGAUCCACUAGAUUGGUAG